GAAAGGGCAAUCCUGUAGAGUAAAUGUAUUUUGUCUGAAAGAAAAGGAAACUCGAAUCUUGUCAAAAUGCCGCUGUUCAGUAGCUCUUCCCCGUUCGAUGCAGAUGUCGAGAAAGUUACCAGUGAGUUGAACACCACAGAAGACUGGGGUCUUAUCAUGGAUAUCUGUGACAGAGUAGGAAGGGUUACCAAUGGACCUAAAGACUGCCUGCGUUCUAUAAUGAAGAGAAUUAAACAUCCAAUACCCCAUGUGGGUAUGCAGGCUCUCACACUACUUGGUGCUUGUGUGAGUAACUCUGGUAAAAUAUUUCAUUUGGAAGUCUGUUCCAGAGAUUUCUGUACAGAAGCCAGGAAUAUAAUAUCUAAGGGUCAUCCCAAGGUAGCUGAAAAGUUGAAAAAUCUGAUUAAACAAUGGUCUGAAGAAUUCAAGAAUGAUCCACAAUUAAAUUUGAUUCCAUCAAUGUACAAUAGUUUAAAAGCCGAAGGGCAGGACUUUGUAUCUUCUGAUCAGCCUAAAUCUAGUAGUGUUACAGUCAGUAAAGAUCCCAAUGUUGUUUCUUCACAACAAGAAGAAGAUGACAUCGCUAAAGCAAUUGAGUUGUCCUUGAGUGAUGGUACCCCCAAAGUGUCUAGUCUCUACCCUACCGCUAUAUCAUCGUCAUCAUCCCCAAGAAAAAAUGAAGCUAGAAAGGUCAAAGCACUGUAUGAUUUUGAAGCAGCUGAAGAUAACGAACUGACAUUUAAAUCUGGUGAAUUAAUCACUGUUACAGAUGAUAGUGAUGCCAAUUGGUGGAAAGGAGAGAACUUUCGUGGUAGUGGUUUAUUUCCAUCCAACUUUGUAACAGCUGAUCUGACUGCCGAACCAGAACCAGUAAUCAAAGCCAAGUCAGUUCAGUUCAAUGAAGAAGUUGAAGUUAGAACGUUAGAUACGUCUCCACAAAUAGUUGAGAUAGAUGAAGAAAAGAUGGAUAAAGCUUUGGAUUUAUUACAGAAUGCUGAUCCUACUGGUGAUGAAAGACCAGAUACUCAAGAGAUGCUUAGUCUAGAAGACCAAUGUAAACAAAUAGGACCGUUAAUAGAUACAGAACUGGAGAAAAUAGAUCGCAAACACGCCCAGCUGACGGCUUUAACAGAGAAAUUGAGAGAUGCGUUUGCCCUGUAUCAUCAACUGAUGAAGGACGCAACUUAUUAUGCUUACUCUUCUUAUAAUAAAAUGAAUCAACAACAAUACCAACAACAAAUGCCAAUAAGUCAAUCCAUACCCUACGGACAGUACAUGCAAGGUCCACCUCCAUCCCAAGGUCAACCAAUGUCACCUCCGCAAGGUCAUCCAAUGUCCCAAGGACCUCCGAUGACGCAGGGUCAGCCACAGCAAAUGACACAAGGACCUCCAAUGACGCAAGGUCAAGUAGUCCAGAUGUCCCAAGUACCUAUGAGCCAAGGAACUGCAAUGACCCAGGGUCAAAUGCCACAGAUGAGUUCCAUGCCUCAGAUGUCUCAACAGAUGCAAUAUACUAGUUCAAUGCCACCGUCGUCUUACAGUCACCCAGUUUCUUCACUUCAACAACAACAGCUAAAUCAAAACAAUGUACAAGGCCCUCCUCCAGUAACAGACGGCCCUAACACCCUACACGGGCCUACUAGUAUGCCGCCCUCUAUGGUACAGCAACCGAUGUAUUUACAGCCUCAACAGCAACAGCAAUUGUUAUAGUAUUAGUCAGAUUGCUGUGUGGAAAUUAGUAAUAUUUUUAGCCGUGUUGUCCUUUUAGGCAACGCCUUCUGCUUAUAUGGAACACAAUCAAAUUUAUUCAUUUUGUAAUAUAUGGAUUGCUAAAACUGUGGAUUCAAUUGCUUUAUGUUGUAAGAAUCUGAAAGAGGAGCGAUAUCAGCUGACAUGCUGCUUGUCUAUUUACAUGUGAUUGACUGACUGAUUGUCUUUGUAACAUAAAAUGUAUUCGGUCGGACGGCUUUAUUUGAGCCCAACUUCUUCGUAACUCGAAAUAUGACCAUUCUUAGAACUACGGUGUAUAUACUAAAUGAACUACUGUGUAAUGCGUGUGAUGGGUCUUUAUGUGAUUGUAGCUACCAAACCUUGGUCAAAUGUUAUGCUUUUAUAAAGUCCUGUACAUUUUGUUAUUUAGUAUAAGAAUUACUUGUGAGAAACUGAAAGAUUUUUAUUUAACUGACAGACAUAAUAUUUAACUGUUCGGGGAUUUGAACAAAGUACAGAUAUGGUGCUGUCGUACAAUAUUUUCAACUCCUGUCUGUAUUUAUCUCAUCUUUCAUUUGUGUGUGUGUGUACCACGUGUAAACAACCACUCACUGAACUUUAAUGACAUUUGUUACAUAGAUGCUUUGUGAUGAUCCACAGAUCUGAACUAUGUGAAGAAAUCAUAAAUCAGUGUUUAUACUAAAAUAUAUGUACAAUAUAAAACAUAAAUAUUAAAUAAUACUUACAACCAA
Molecule: messenger RNA, 2462 nt
Organism: Saccoglossus kowalevskii
Lineage: Eukaryota; Metazoa; Hemichordata; Enteropneusta; Harrimaniidae
Product: signal transducing adapter molecule 1-like
Biological process (GO): protein transport to vacuole involved in ubiquitin-dependent protein catabolic process via the multivesicular body sorting pathway
Cellular component (GO): ESCRT-0 complex
Molecular function (GO): phosphatidylinositol binding; ubiquitin binding
Source: RefSeq, a predicted model, not a curated record